Orbicella faveolata is the source of this 6879-nucleotide messenger RNA. Its product is annotated as E3 ubiquitin-protein ligase TRIM71-like. Gene Ontology annotation, molecular function: RNA binding; zinc ion binding; protein binding. The record is from RefSeq and is a predicted model, not a curated record. Lineage: Eukaryota; Metazoa; Cnidaria; Anthozoa; Scleractinia; Merulinidae.
GAAAGAUUCACCGGGGAAGUUACUUACGACAAACACUGAACCUUCGUUAACGAUGGUGGAUGGCAUGGGCCUGACAGAGGGUGCACAAGGUGAAGAUUGCACUUUUACAGUGAUUACAAAGGAUUCACAGGGAAAUAAGACCCACAGUGAAAUUGACAGAAUUGAAGUUUACAUAAAAUCAACGCAGACGAGAGAAACCGUGAAGGUCGACAUAACAGACUCACAAGAUGGUUGCUAUAAAGUUUCGUACAGGCCUGAGGCUAACGGAGAGUUUAAAGUACUCAUAACAGUGGCGGGAGAAGCGAUCAAGGGAAGCCCCUUCCAGUUGAAAGUGAAAGAAAGAAGAGGAAAAAAUAAAGCAAGACGGGACAGGGUAGAAUCGCCAGCUGCAGCAUGGCUGUCAGGUCGGUUCAACCAUCGUUUUCAAAUCUUCCCUGAUGCAUCCUCGGGCCCGAGAGGUGUGGAGGAUACGACUCUGAAGAGAUGUAUUGGCCUAAAUCAGCCUCGACAGUGGAAUUAUCCCAAUGCUCCAUCAAACAGGCGGUUUGAAAAUCAACAAUUUGAUCAAGACAACAAACGAAACAGUGCUGACUUUUCUGAACCACCUCGUGCUUUCAACUGGACAGCCCCUGGGACGGUUCCAUGUGCAUCUUCACGCCCCGAGCAAUGCACUGUGGAAGUUUUUGGACUCCCACCGGACGCAUCGGAGGAACUAGUAAUUAAUUAUUUCGAGAAUGCCAAGCGAUCAAAGGGAGGCCCUGUGUCUACUGUAGUCAUUAAUCCCGUAUGUCAGAAGUGCCUGGUGACUUUCGAAUCCGCUGAGGACGCCAUCAGAACGGUGGAACACUCCCCUCACACUUUAAGUGGUGCAAGUCUCCAAGUCUCGCUGUAUAAAGAAUUCGAAGACGAAAAUCAUGAUGACUUCGACGAAAACAGAGCAGAGGAAGACGGCUGUACUGAUGAAAGUGAUAUCAUCGUAAUUGUCAGUGGCAUCUUACCGUCUACUAGCGAAGACGCCCUGUUAAAUUACUUUGAGAAUCGAAGAAGAUCUGGUGGAGGUGAAGUUUCCAACGUCCAUUUUACUGACGACGGGAAAGUUAUAAUAACUUUUCUUGAGGUGAACGAUUUAGAACGACUGCUUAAGAAGCCACAUGCAAUUCACGGAAAAUCUAUAACAGUUGUGCGACAGCUUCCUAAGAAGAAGUUACCACUUGACCCAGUAAAAGUUCACGUACAAGGAAUCAGCGAAACGACCACCGCAGACAUAUUACGUUUCUACUUGGAGAAGUUCAGUGACGUUGAAGUCGUGGAAGUGUAUCUUGGUUGCAACAAUGACGCCCUUGCAACUUUUGAAUCUGAACCAGACUUUGAAUCGCUAUUCCGCAAAGUAAACAAAGAUAGGAAAGGUCUUGAAGGAAAGAAACCUCACUUGAAGCGUGUGCCUAUCUGUUCAUGUAUUCUGGUGACAGGACUGAAUAAAGAAAUAACCAAUAACGCGAUAAAACUUUACUUCGAAAAUGAAAGAAGGAGUGGAGGGGAAAAAGUGAGCCAAGUGGAAAGGAAAGGAAAAGACCAAGCCUUGGUUUAUUUCGAGGAUCUUUCAAGAAUCGCUGGUGACUCUCUCUCUAUUCAUGACGGUAAGCCAUUUUCAACUCCAGAUCAAGAUAAUGAUGACUAUUCCGAAAACUAUGCCAAGAAGUUUCACGGAGCCUGGUGGUACAAUAAGUGUCACCAUUCCAACCUGAAUGGCGGGUAUCAUGAUGACUCUCACUCGGACUUUGGUGUUGAGACAGACAUAAAAANAAUCCAAUCAGUUUCAGGAACUGCUGGUGACUCUCUCUCUUAUCAUGACGGUGAACCAUUUUCAACUCGAGAUAAAGAUAAGGAUGGUCAUGGCUGUCCCACGAGGUUUCACGGGGCCUGGUGGUACAAUAACUGUCACCUUUCCAACCUGAAUGGCAAGUAUCAUGAUGACUCUCACUCGGACGUUGGUGUUGGGCCACUCCAGCUGAUUCUUCUUCGUGCGUGGGGCUUGGUCACGAGUACGACUUCCGGGAUUUUGGUGUGUUGGCGUCUUCGCGUGAUGGCUCAAAGUAGGAGCUUUUUCGAUGAUGUUAAGAGGGAAUUAGAAUGUUCUGUAUGUCAAGAACAGUUUAGUGAAACUAACGAACCGAAAAUAUUGAAAUGUCUUCACACUUUCUGCAAAUCCUGUCUGGAAGCUUGGCUGCGACAGCAGGGUGGAGGAGCGUUGAGUUGUCCAACUUGCCGUCAAAUCACAGAAUGUUCGAGCAACAACAUCAGCAGCCUUCCAUCCAACCUGUUUUACAGACAGAUGGUGGACAUUGUUAAGGCUUACAGCGGACAAGGACAAGAAGAUUCACCACACUGCGGAAACUGCGACGAAAGAAAGUCAUUGAAGUUCUAUUGUGCCGAUUGCCAUCACUUCUUGUGUGAAGAAUGCGCUAGUGCUCAUAAAAAAAUGAAAGUUCUUAAAAGCCAUGACGUUGAAGAAAUUGGAAAAUUCAAGCCAAGUGAUGCCCGAGAUUACGCCAGGAGAGCAAAUGUUUGCAAGAAACACAACGAUGAAGUGCGGUUUUAUUGUGAACAAUGCGUGAUAUGUAUUUGCCGUGACUGCGCCAUAUUGGAUCAUCGAGACCACAACAUCGUUUCGCUUGACAGCGGAUUACAAAAGAAGAAAUCAGAAAUUGAGAAUAAGAUGCAAGAAGUGCAGGCAAAUGUUCUUCGUUUGAAGAGCGAAAAAGAAUUCCUUGAAAAGCAAAGAAUAAGAAUGAACAAAAGCGUCCAACAAGCGACAGAAGAAAUACACAGAACGGCGGAACGGAACAUGGAAUUAAUUCGCCAACAUGAAGCAAGCAUGGCCGAGCGACUAAUGAAGCAGAAAGAAGCUUUCGACGCUGCAUUAGCAAACACAGUGACCGGCCUCGACGAAAAACUGGUUGAGAUAGAGAGCAGCUUGGACUUUGGCAACGAAAUACUUCAACGAAAUAAUUUACCAGAGAUUCUAAACGUGGAAGAAGUGCUUGAAAAAAGGUUUCAGGAACUUAUGGAGCCUUGCGCAUUUAACUUGAAGGUAAAUUAUUCCGCCGUCAAGUACUUAGCAAAUGACCUGUCGACCCUGAACGAUUCACCGGGAAAGUUACUUACGACAAACACUGAACCUUCAAUAACGAUGGUGGAUGGCGUGGGCCUGACAGAGGGUGAACAAGGUGAAAAUUGCACUUUUACAGUCAUUACAAAGGAUUCACAGGGAAAUAAAACCCACAGUGAAAUUGAUCGAGUUGAGGUUUACAUCCAAUCAACGCAGACGAGAGAAACCGUGAAGGUCAACAUAACAGACUCACAAGAUGGCUGCUAUAAAGUUUCGUACAAGCCUGAGGCUAACGGAGAGUUCAAAGUUGUCAUAACAGUGGCGGGCGAAGCGAUCAAGGGAAGCCCCUUCCAGUUGAAAGUGAAAGAAAGAAAAGGAAAAAAGAAAGUAAGAUGGGCGCCAGUCGCCAUAAGAAUGAUGGAACAGUCCCCUUACGCUUUCAGUGGUGCAAGUCCGCGAGCAUCGCUGUUUGAAAAAUUCAAAGAUGAAAAUUCUGAUGGCUUUGACGUAAACACAGUAGGGGAAGAAGGCUGUACUGAUGAAAAUGAUAUCACCAUAAUUGUCAGCGGCAUCUUACCGUCUACUAGCGAGUACGCCGUAGAAAACUACUUUGAGAAUUCAAGGAGAUCUGGUGGAGGUAAAGUUUCCAACGUCCAUUACGUUGGCGACGGAGAAGUCAAAAUAACUUUUCUUGCGGUGGUAGAUUUAGAACGACUGCUUAAGAAGCCACAUGCAAUUGACGGAAAAGCUAUAACAGUUGUGCGCCAGCUUCCCAAGAAGAAAUUACCACUUGACCCAGUUAAAGUUCACGUACAAGGAAUCAGCGAAACGACCACUGAAGACCUAUUACGUUUUUACUUGGAGAAGUUCAGUGACGUUGAAGUCGUGGAAGUGUAUCUUGGUUGCAACAAUGACGCCCUUGCAACUUUUGAAUCUGAACCAGACUUUGAAUCGCUAUUCCACAAAGUAAACAAAGAUACGAAAGGUCUUGAAGGAAAGAAACCUCACUUGAAGCGUGUGCCUAUCUGCUCAUGUAUUCUGGUGACAGGACUGAAUAAAGAAAUAACCAAUGACACGAUAAAACUUUACUUCGAAAAUACAAGAAGGAGCGGAGGGAAAAAAGUGAGCCAAGUGGAAAGGAAAGGAAAAGACCAAGCCUUGGUUUAUUUCGAGGAUCUUUCAAGUGUUCAAAAUGUCAUGGCCAAGAGUCAAACGCAACGCCAUACCCUUGAGGGACAAAACUUGGAAGUGAAGCCCUACUACCCUUUCCUUCAAGAUACAACAACGAAGAAAACGGAAAUCCCGUUUGACCUGAAAGAAUAUAAUAUAUUCAGAUGAGUCAUGGCCGAGGGUUUCAAUGGCAAUGGGGUUAACCGUCAACCAUCGAAUAGCGAAAAAAGUCAGAUCACCAAUAUCUCAAAAAUGAUAUCCCCUCUGGGUGUUAGCCAAAUAGUCUUAUACUUUUAGGACUGAUACCUACUGAAAAAAUAUUAAAGGUAAAACAUAUCCAGUGUUCAGUGUAUUAAAUGAUAACUUUGUUCGUGGCUAGUCUUACGCAGCUCGUUUCGUGCCGUCAUUUUUAAAAAGGAAACGCCAGCCAAAAGGGUGAGUUUUUCUUAAGGUUUGUGAUAUCAAGAGCUCAUUACUACGGAACAGAAUUCUUUUCCAACUAUUCAUUAGUAAGUUGUUAUUUUUGUAAUGAACGUCCCUUUAAGGGGUGACCCGAAAACCACCAUUUUUUGUACCCAUGCACACAGUAAAUUACUUUAAGAAGUUAUACCAAAAUUGUCCCACAAAAUUGUUUUUAUAUGUUAAAGAAAGACCAACAAUUCUUGGGUAGAACACCACCUUACCAGCUGGUUAAGAGUUGGAAAUUCAACGUAGGUAUGUUUUCAACGGCGACAGAGAUUCUUCAGUAAAACGAUUUAAAUAAAAGGUUUAAAGCACGGGUUUGUACCAGGUCAAUCAAUCGAAGCCAAAAUGUCACAGCCUGAAGGACUCUAUUUCUUCGAACCACUGCCAACGUACGCCUUCGGCACUCGCUAACUCAAACCGCCUUUGGCGCUUUGACUCCGGAGGGUGAAAUCGAACAAUUUUUCACCCGUUGGUGGCAAUUAAGGUUAUAUCGUUCAUUGAUGUGCAGUAUUAAAAAGGUCAUGAUUUGAAAGCUGUCAUCGCUUGUGAUUACUGCACACUAGUCCGUAUCAACCCUCUUUGAAGUUAGUCUCACUCUAGGUGCUUACGGUGUCCUUUGACGGAGGUAAGUCAGGGCUUCGGAACCCAGAAAAAGGGUUCCCAUCCCCUGAAUAGAGGUCUCCUUGCAAUGGAAGUAAAUAGAGGUAAUUGACAGAAACAAAGACCAUAUGAACCUUUUUCUCGUCCCAUAUAUAUGAGACCUAGUCUCUUCCGCAUUAGAGAUGUUAUAUGACCAUGCAUAUAUAUUGCUUUUUUUUUUAUUAUAUUCAUUUAGGAUUCUGAUAAGGAAACUUUACAAAAGACAAUUAAUUAUAAAAUUAAGCGAACGGAGAAUAUAAGGUUUAGAAGUCAUCUUGACUCCAUUAUCAAGUAGAGAAAAUAACAGUCGGGAUGUUAAUAAACAUAUCCUUACACCCGUUUCAUACUAUAAAGAAAAGGAUAAGAAGAAGGAGAAUUUAUUAUAUACACAGGGAAGGGGGUGGUUACCUAGUCCCCCGAGCCAGAGGCUAAUAAUAAAAGUGUUUGACAAGUUAAAAAUGCUAUACACACCUAUGUAAUUAAUUUGGUCGAGUCGAAAAAUAGUUAAUAAAAAAAUGUAUUCAUUCCAAUACUAUAAAAUUAACAUCUUGAACGGUAUUUUCUCUACUUGAUAAUACAGUCAAGAUGACCUCGAAACGUCUUAGUCUCCUUUCGCUCAUUUUUGCAAUUGAUAAAUGUAAUCAUUCACGAUGCAGAAUGACCAACUUAAGAAACUUCAUCAAAUGUGAAAUCUCUAUUUUCUACGCGUGCUUAGUGGAUCAAAAACUGGAGCUAAACGGUCCUAAAAACGGACAUUUGCAUACAUGUUUCAGUCAUUUUAGCAUAAUUUCAAAUAUAGUAAGCAUCUCGCGUCGUCACCAAACUUCCCAAGCGAACAAAGAACAAAAUCGUCAGUAAAUGUCCAAUUACAGUGUCGCAGUUGAUCACCAGCAUUAUGUCAUAUGAUUAGUCAUGACUAAGCUCAUUAAAGUUUACAAUUUACAACCUCUUCUUGCCACUUUUGAAAGAUAAUAGUCCCGUAUUGACUCUCUUCCAUUUGUUAUAUUUUGGUGGUAUGAAAUAAGAAAUUUUGGGUAACAUCAAAAUAAUAUCAUAAUUUGACAUUUUGACAUUUUGUUACAGUUUGAAAUGAUUAAGACAACAAUCCAAAGCAAUGUGCAAGGCCUCUUAUGGAAGAGCGCAAACAAUGCAAAAUUAGUCUUUUCCACCCAUCAUGAUCUUUUGAGGCCGUUUGGCUACAGCAAGACGAAGACGGGUUCGAGAGUUAAUCUCCUGGUGUAGGCCUUCUUCUCAAAGCAGUCCCUGUCAAUUUGUUUUUAGAUAUGGCACCCAGUACUGCUGCCAAUAAUGCACCACACGUGUUGUGUGGAUGUUUUCGAGGAGGAUGAAACUCCAGUGCGUGUGAAGCCACUUGGGCUGUCCACGAGACCAGAGUCCGCGUCAUAAGUUUAGCUCCUUCUGGGCCCCUUCCACACGUAUCCGGAAAUAUUUGAAUCCGCAACUUUUUCUUUCCGGAUUCAAAAUUUCCUCGUCCA